AUGUCUUUCAUGUCCAUUCCACUACUAGCUCUAGCGAGCGCCCCUAUCAUCUACCUUCUCCUACGGCUACAACGAUGGUUUGAAGACAGAGGCAAGCUCCCAUUACCUCCGAAGCCGCCAGGCGUUCCAUUGCUGGGCAACGCGCUGGGUGUCAUCGGGUCGACGAAAACAAGCUCCCAGCACCUUCUCUUCGGACAAUACGCUCGAGACCAUGGCGAGAUUGUUCGUGUUCAGGUUGGCCCUUUUACACAAUACUUCAUCAACAGCGACGAAGCGGUCAAAGCCAUCUUCGACAAAGCUUCUGCCGCUACCUCUGAGCGGCCGCGUUGGAUCGUCAGCAACGAGCACAUCUGCGACCAGAAGAAUGUUUUGUUGCUAAAUGCAAGUCACCCGCGAUGGAAACAGCAGAGAAAGGCUAUUCUACAGGGCAUGACCAGCGUUCCACGUGCUGAUGCUGGGCUUGAGUAUCUGCACUUUGAAACCGCAAAGUUCCUGAAGCAGGUCGCCAAUGAUAACAGGCUAGCUGGUGACAGCGUGGGACUGUUCAAUGGGAUUGGCCGGUAUACAUACAGCGCGUUCUCAAGUCAAACGUUUGGUAUGGACAUACCAGACGAGAAAGACCCGGCAAUCGAAUAUAUCUUUCGCAGCGGACUGGACCAGAUUCUUGGAACACUGCCUGGCUCACACCUCGUCGAUAUACUACCAGUCUUAGACAGAUUGCCUCUUUUCCUCAAGCCUUGGGAAAGGAAGGGAAAGGUAAUCUUUCAAGACAACAAGAGAUGGUGUGACGAGCGUUUGUGGCGAGUCGAGAAAGCCAUCGAGGCGGGUACAGUGAAAGACUCAUUUCUGGCCCGGAGGCUGCAAGACGAGAAGGGCAUGAGUUUCGAUGACCGUUCUGAGGCCGCCUACCUCGCCUUUAUGCUCAUCAUCGGCGCUGCAGAUACUUCAAAGAUGUCAUCAUGGUCAUUCAUCGAGGCAAUGAUGCGGUUCCCCGAUGUUCAAGCCAAAGCGCUGGCGGAGAUCGAAGCUGUCGUCGGAGCCGCAGACCGUCUACCAGUCUACGAAGACCUCGAGUCAAUACCAUACGUCCGCUACCUGAUGAAAGAGCUCUGGCGUUGUCGUCCACCCGUUGCACUCGGUCAUCCCCACAUCACCACUAAGGAGCUGAUUUAUAACGGCAUGCGUCUGCCUGCCGAAUCUCGCAUUCAUCUUAAUGCCUGGGCUAUAGGGCACGACCCCAAUCGUCACCUCGAUCCAGAGCGCUUUUGGCCUGAACGCUACGACGGAGAUCUAACGACGAGCGAGCAGAGCAAGAACUCCACCGACGUCAAGGACCGCGAUCACUUCGCUUUCGGGUCUGGGCGACGUAUCUGUCCAGGUUAUCAUGUCGCUGAGCGCUCCCUGGCGAUUGCUAUCAUGCGAUUGGUGUGGGCUUUCGAGAUUGUACCAGCGCCAAAUGCUAAAUUGCCGCUUGAUCCGAAGGAUUAUCCUGGGGAGAUGCCUGGAAAUCCUGGAGAGCAAAUGCCUGUUUCUCUGAAGGUUCGCAGCGAGGCAAAGAGAAAGGUCAUCGACGACGAGUACGCAAGGGCGGAGGCUUCCCAUCCUGACAUGGAACCUUUGACACAUGACGGUUGGUCUUGGAAAUUUUGA
This is a messenger RNA of Didymosphaeria variabile, 1650 nucleotides long. RefSeq lists its product as uncharacterized. The coding region runs from base 1 to 1650 and encodes 549 amino acids. Gene Ontology annotation, molecular function: heme binding; monooxygenase activity; iron ion binding. The transcript has a single exon. The record is from RefSeq and is a predicted model, not a curated record. Lineage: Eukaryota; Fungi; Ascomycota; Dothideomycetes; Pleosporales; Didymosphaeriaceae.